Oryzias latipes (Japanese medaka) is the source of this 2555-nucleotide messenger RNA. RefSeq names its product lymphocyte activating 3 (gene lag3). Gene Ontology annotation, molecular function: MHC class II protein binding; protein tyrosine kinase binding. Gene Ontology annotation, cellular component: external side of plasma membrane; membrane raft. Gene Ontology annotation, biological process: interleukin-15-mediated signaling pathway; T cell activation; positive regulation of ERK1 and ERK2 cascade. The record is from RefSeq and is a predicted model, not a curated record. Lineage: Eukaryota; Metazoa; Chordata; Actinopteri; Beloniformes; Adrianichthyidae.
AAAAAUAGCGUAAUAAUAGCAAAAAAGCAAUUAGGUUUCUAAAGAGUAGUUUAGUCUUUUUCUUUUACUAGGGAUGUUUAAAAUAAAUCCUCUUCCAUGAAAUUAGAUGCAACCCAAAUGUUAGCCUGACUGUGUAGGCCUACUUGUCACUGUUGUCGCAGUUGAAUAUGAAUUAACAAAAAGGAAAGAAGCGAAAUGAGAAUGGAGCAGAUGAUUCACUCUCAUGAAUAAACAUCAGCAGCACAAGUUGCACCAGUGAGGUCAAUGCUGCUUAUCUCAAUUGGCAACAUGAACCAAUGAUUAGAAGAGCAGGUGCCUGGCAGUGACGCAGGCGUGACGAGGAGGUUUGGAGAAGCAGCUUUGGCAUCUCAGUUUCAAAACAACAACGGAGGGUUUCCCUGAAUGAUGCUGAACUUGUUUGUCUACAAUAAACACAGUGUGGUUUGUGGAGAGAAAGAAUGUACCCUUUAGUGCUUUGUUUUACAAUGAAACAAAUCUGUGCUAAAAGAAAAAAAAUGCUUUACUUUGAAUAAAUUCUUUUGUGUACUUGGGUUUGCAAAGUUGAGAUUCAACCAAACUGUGGAGACAUUUCAGCGACUUUGUCACACACUCAGUUUGCUUGACUUAAACGAAAAAAGGAGGAAAAGUUUGAGAGAAUCCGUGGGAGGAAGUGGGACUCCCUGUUUACAUCUUUGUCUUACAGUUUCCAGGCUGACAAAGUUCGACCGCAUCAAAGUGUGGUUUAUAGCUGAAGUCACAUGACCUUCAGAGGAACAACCCGAACGGUGCGCCCACAGAUUCACAUAAAUAUAAUUCACCUCCCCGACACGUGAAACGCACACGGGAGAGCAGCAGCGGCAGAGAAACGUUCGCCUCUGGUUAACGCUUUUUUAUUUUGACUCCAACAAACUCAAAGAAACAAAGGAAAUGUUUAUGAAAGGAUUCAUUUUCGGGAUGAUGUCCUUUCUUGUGACAGGAGCUCAGUGUGAGGUAACUGAAGUUCUGACUGAAGUGGGCUCUCAGGCUGUUCUGCCGUGUAAGUGCAGCCCGUUACAGUGCAGUACAUCUCUCAUCAUCUGGAGUAAAGACAAGGGAGGUACGAUCUGGAGAAAGGAAAGGAGCGGUUUGCAGUACUGGGGCUCCAGCUUUGUAGGAAAAGCGGGUGCACGUGUGCAGUGCCCGCACGCUCAGUUUGACAAAGGGAAUUGCAACCUGCACAUCAACACAGUGACAGAGUCCGACGGAGGUCUUUACACUUGCAAGGUGCUUUAUGGAAACAAGUUUGAAGAAAACCAAGUCUGGCUCAGAGUUGUUCAAGUGUCCAUAUCUCCAUCCGCUCCUGUGUGGGGAGACGAUGUGUCCAUCACUUGUCGUGUCAACCCCUGGCCUACAGAAGCUUCUGUGAGCUGGAUGUUGAACAACCGUCAGUAUAAGGCAAGAAACAGAAUCUUCUCCAACGGGAAGCAAAGUUUUGUGAAGGAAAUAGUGACAGAGAAGGUACUCGGCAACUGGACUUGUGUCAUAGACAUCAAGAAAGAAUGGCAAUUCACCACAGCUCUGUUCGUGAGAGGAAUCAUUAAGCCGCCCAAAGACAACACCAUGGUGUACGCGGCUGUGGGGUCAGCGGUCACUCUACCCUGCGUCUUCUCCGCCGGGUUAAGUCCCAAGACGACAUCCUGGGAGAAAGUGGGGGUUGGAAAACCUAUUGAUCUGAACAUCAGCAAUCGUCCAUCUUUCUCCCCCUGGGAUCAGUCCCUCAUAAUAAAUGAAGUUGAGCUCAAAGAUCAAGGCAAAUACAGAUGUGCUGGGACCAUAAAUGAAAAAAGACUGACUCGCACUAUGCAGCUUGUCGUCGCUAAAAUUGUCCAGGCAACGAGAAAAGGCUUUGUGAUGCUGACCUGCCAACUCACCGACAUCAGCCAGGAUAUAGAAUAUGAGUGGGUUCCUGCAAAGUACAACCUCAACGGCCCCCUGUCAGUGGGACAGAUUCAAAAGGGACAGACUUUUGUGAUGGAAGAAAAGUGGGAUGAAGUGACGUGCCGUUACUAUGGGAACCAAGGACUUUUGGGGAAUGUCACAUUUCACAAUCAAGUAAUGAGCGCUCAGAGUAAAGAACAGUCAAAAGAGCGAUCGCACAACACCGGAACCAUCGUCGGGCUCAGCUUUCUGCUCCUCAUCCUUCUGCUGGUUUUAGCUCAGAUGUUCAAAAACUACCAAAGGAGGAAAAGAAUAUUUCAGUACCCAGCGCUGGAGACAAUCGUUCACACCAUCUCCAACGAGCGAGAGGAGAAAGAAAGGAGGACCCAGACAAAAAAAGUCACAACACCCCAAGAGGAAUUUUACUGAUUUUAGUGAAAUUUUGCCAAAAAAUACAGUUGGGAGACAAUUUUAUUUUGCACAAGUUUUGUAAAUAUUUUAAGGGCAAAUAUUGCUGCAACAAUUGUUUGAAGAUAAUAAUAAUUCCAUUCUGCUCAGAUUAUGCUACUGUAAAUAUUCUUAAUAUUUGUCACUAAAGAUUUGUUUAAAUGUUUCAUAAAUAAAGUGCAAUUAAAAGA